Molecule: messenger RNA, 2043 nt
Organism: Stegodyphus dumicola
Lineage: Eukaryota; Metazoa; Arthropoda; Arachnida; Araneae; Eresidae
Biological process (GO): regulation of transcription by RNA polymerase II
Cellular component (GO): nucleus; NuA4 histone acetyltransferase complex
Source: RefSeq, a predicted model, not a curated record
UUAAGAACUAUUAUAUUGAUGUGUUACCGUACUGUCAAGUCAUCUGCGGUUAAGAACUAUAAUCGCAAAUUUCAACGUGUUCAAAAACAAAGUUCCUAUUUUUAUUUGUUUCUGCAGUUAAAAUGUAUGUAAAAAUAUGUUUCUGUUUGUUAUUUUUGACUUUCUGAUUAUUGAGUGUAUUUUGUUAAGUGCUCUUCAAUUUUAUUCUUGAAGUCUGGAAUCUAAGUGUUAUAAUUAAAUCUCUGAAAAUGUUGGAAAUGAACUCUUAUCAUCUGUCUCAUGUGCUCAAUCGAAUAUGUGAAAAGGUUCAGCAGAGUAUGGCGAAUACGUCUCCCGACUCCGAUGAUAUCGAGUGGAAUGUGAACGUCGAAAUUCUUUUAUUUUAUGCUAUGAUGGGUUCUAAGCCUGUUGGUGUUAGUCGUAAUAUCACAAUGCUUACCAUCCAUCAGAGAUUUUGUGAAUAUAUUAACAAACAGAUACGUUCUUCUGUAAUCUGGAAACAUUUGGAUUCCAUGUAUGAUAUGGCAGCAUUGGUAAGUACUCAUGAAUCAGAAAUUAUACCAUUUCCAAAUGAUGAAGUAGAAUAUGAUUUACCUGAAGAAUUUGAUGAAAUUGCAAUAAGUAAAUUUGGAGUUCCCAUCCAUAGCACAGUUGAUGAAAAUGAAAAGUCCAAGAAUGUUAAUUCAAAGACAUCUAAAAAAAUAAAUGUUUCAAAGCCAAAGCAAAGUCCUACACCCACUUCAGUUUCUAAAAACAGCUUUGUGACACCCACAUCUAAAGUAGUUAAAAAUCCUGCUGGUAGGAGUGAACCCAAACCAUUAAAUGUGGAAAACAAUUCUAAAGUGAAAAUAGAAAAUACAUUACCAGUUAAAAUGAAUAAAGUGAAAAGAUCAUCAAGUCCUUUUACCAAAAAUAUAAAACUAGAACUCUCUCCUUUAGCUAAAGAAGAGUCACCUGACAUUUCUGGGACCAAAAAACCGAACAAAUUAGAAAGGAGUAGCAGCCCUGCAACUUCUAAGAAAACAGUAAAAGCCGAAGUAAGCACCACAAAUAGUUCAAAAAAGCCACUUAAAUCAGAACAAAGCACUAAUUCUGCGAAAUUAAGCAAACUAGAAACAUCUGAUAGCUUGAUUAAAAAAGUUAAAACUGAAAAAGAUAUUUUAAGUAAGAAAGGAAAAGUUUCCGUUUCAAGUGAAAGUCCUGUUAAUAAGAAAAAUCUCAAAUUAGAUAGUUCAAAUAGCGUUAAAAAGAAACUUGAAACAGAGAGUUCAUCAAAGAAGUCAAGUGAUUCUUCUUCUAGUAAGCAACCCAAACCAGAGAAAGUUUCGAAUGUCACAAGCAAAGGGUUAAAGCUGGAUGAUGUAGAAUCCUCAUCUACUUCAGGUUCCAGAAAAUCAUCUCCUGUUGUGAAAUCAGAAUCAAAUGAAGUGAAGAAGAGGAAGCGACAGAAGACAGAAGAAGCAUCAAAGAAAACAACACCUGCUGCAAAAAGAAGACGGACUUGAAUAAUUUUUGGAAACUGUGAUAAACUUGACUGAUUUUGCUAUAUCAUCUUUUUUUUUUAAUCAUCAUUUGAACCAUUUUCUUAAUCUUUCAUAUAGGAUAUAAAAAGAUGUAAGUUCUCAAUAAAAAGAUACCACAUCUCACAAAAUGUCAGAUUGAUUGGAGCUAUAAUUUUGCUUCUUAACAUAUAUGAAGAAACAUAUAUGUUAACCCAUCAUUUUGGUGUUUAUAAAUUAUUUUUAGGCUACACGUUGACUUUGAAAAUAGCUAAAUGUUUGGUUAAAUCAUAAUUUCUAGCAAAUUUACUUCUUGUAAAUCUUUAGUAGAUACCUGAGAAUGCCCAGACAUUUAUAUAAUAUAUUUAUUAUUUGCAUUUUAAAUGAAUUUAUUACUUAUUUUGUUUUGACAUUUUCUGGAACAACUUGGAAAAAAGAUGCUUUAGUGCAGAUUUUGUGUUUUUUUAAGAUUGCUUUUAUGUCUAAUUUGAUAUUUUACACUGCUGUUUUUCUCUAACAAUGAAUAAAAGCUUUCAAAAUUUAA